Messenger RNA from Mus caroli (Ryukyu mouse), 2341 nucleotides. RefSeq names its product coagulation factor II thrombin receptor like 2 (gene F2rl2). Gene Ontology annotation, biological process: phospholipase C-activating G protein-coupled receptor signaling pathway; thrombin-activated receptor signaling pathway; blood coagulation. The record is from RefSeq and is a predicted model, not a curated record. Gene Ontology annotation, cellular component: plasma membrane. NCBI's taxonomy places the organism in Eukaryota, Metazoa, Chordata, Mammalia, Rodentia, Muridae. Gene Ontology annotation, molecular function: thrombin-activated receptor activity.
GAGGGGAAUCUACCCUGUGACUUUGUACACUUAACAACAUCCUGUAACCGGGUCUCAGGACAUCAAGAUGAAGAUCCUUAUCUUGGUUGCAGCUGGGCUGCUGUUUCUGCCAGCCACUGUUUGCCAAAGUGGCAUAAAUGUUUCAGACAACUCAGCAAAGCCAACCUUAACUAUUAAGAGUUUUAAUGGGGGUCCCCAAAAUACCUUUGAAGAAUUCCCACUUUCUGACAUAGAGGGCUGGACAGGAGCCACCACAACUAUAAAAGUGGAGUGUCCCGAGGAAAGUAUUUCAACUCUCCACGUGAAUAAUGCUACCAUAGGAUACCUGAGAAGUUCCUUAAGUACCCAAGUGAUACCUGCCAUCUACAUCCUGCUGUUUGUGGUUGGUGUACCAGCCAACAUCGUGACCCUGUGGAAACUCUCCUUAAGGACCAAAUCCAUCAGUCUGGUCAUCUUUCAUACCAACCUGGCCAUCGCAGAUCUCCUUUUCUGUGUCACGCUGCCAUUUAAGAUCGCCUACCAUCUCAAUGGGAACAACUGGGUAUUUGGCGAGGUCAUGUGCCGGAUCACCACGGUCAUUUUCUACGGCAACAUGUACUGCGCUAUCCUGAUCCUCACCUGCAUGGGCAUCAACCGCUACCUGGCCACGGCUCACCCUUUCACAUACCAGAAGCUGCCCAAACGCAGCUUCUCCUUGCUCAUGUGUGGCAUGGUGUGGGUCAUGGUUUUCUUAUACAUGCUGCCCUUUGUCAUCCUGAAGCAGGAGUACCACCUCGUCCACUCAGAGAUCACCACCUGCCACGAUGUCGUCGACACGUGCGAGUCCCCAUCAUCCUUCCGGUUCUACUACUUCGUCUCCUUAGCAUUCUUUGGGUUCCUCAUCCCGUUUGUGAUCAUCAUCUUCUGUUACACAACUCUCAUCCACAAACUUAAAUCAAAGGAUCGUAUAUGGCUGGGCUACAUCAAGGCAGUCCUCCUCAUCCUUGUGAUUUUCACAAUUUGUUUUGCCCCCACCAACAUCAUACUCGUAAUCCACCAUGCCAACUACUACUACCACAAUACCGACAGCUUGUACUUUAUGUAUCUUAUUGCUCUGUGCCUGGGGAGCCUGAAUAGCUGCCUAGAUCCAUUCCUUUACUUUGUCAUGUCGAAAGUUGUAGAUCAGCUUAAUCCUUAGUCAGCAAUGGCAAGACCACCUUAGAGACCAAGGAAAGAUAUCUGGGAAGACGUACAUGCUUGGCUGACUUGUGCAUGGCACCAUCAGCUCAAUUUUUAAUUUUUAAAUUUAAAUUUAAUUUAGUUUUAUCUUUUUGAGACAGAACCUCACUGUGUAGUCCUGGCUGGCCUGGGGUUCUCUAUUUAGACCAGGUUAGCCUUGAACUCACAGAGAUCUGCCUGUUUCUGCCUCCCAAGUGCUGGGUUCAACCAGGUCUGGCAACCAUUGCAUUUUUCAGCUCCUCUGAAACAGUGCUUUAUACUUCCAAUGUGAAGUCAUGAGGAUUAAAAGAAUACUUUGUAUUUUGAGAGUGUCUUAGUUGUAAGCAACAUUAGCAGUAUUCCUAUGGCAAUGGACGCAUUUCUAUUUGCCUUCCUAAUUCUCCAAGCUAUAAAUGUCCCCUUCCCUCCUGUGAGUGGUGUUGGCAGACUGGGAGGUUGUCACUACCUGUGGUUCUCCCUCCUCCUCAAGCAGGUAUCCUGUCUUUAUUGUGUCUCUCACUGGGGUCCCAUGUUCAUUCCACCUCUGUCCUAAGAAGGCAGCCCUCACUGCCAGCCGAGCCUCAUUUCCACAGACUGGGUUAACCUUCCUUGAACAGCUUUCUGAAUACAUCAUGCACACACUUCCCUUGACCCUGCAGUGCUCCUGAAAUGACAAGCCCUUGCAUGGCUUUCCUGGUGGAGCUGUGCCUGCGAUUCCACACACCUUCACACCGACUGUCUUCCCUCCCAUCCCUCUCGCCCCACUGAAACCCCUUCUAGCAUCUUUGCUUUAGCCUGUCCAGCUUUUCAAGUCGUCAAAGGCCCGUUGUUCCCUUAUUCUCAAACUAGAAGCAUCAUUUUCUUCAUCUGGAUUUCUAAAGCACUUUCUUAUCAUUAUGGCACUUCUAGACAAACAAGCCUGCUAAACUCAUUUGCAUAUAGAUAUUACUUCCAUAAGGAAUUAAAUUCUCUGUGUGGUCAGCUCUGUCCCUGCAAGUUUCAUACCUGUAGAUUCAACCAACCACAGACCCAAAACACUUGAAAAACCUUGUAUGAGCUGAAAACGAACAGAGUUCAUUAUUCAUUAUUCAGAGUAUUUUUCAUUACUCCCUAAAUAAUACUGAAAAUAAAUAAUAAUAAAUAA